UGUACACUGGCAAACUGACUUAUGUGUUUUGUUGUUGUUCUGUGGUGCAACUUGGUUUUAUAUAAUUUUUUGCCUCCAUUGUGCUCCAUCGGUACCCUGGAACUAUGUCCGUAGUCAGCUUUGUUUCUAGAUUCGCCAUAUCCGGACAAAACUUGGCCGGUUAUGGAUUCCAGCAAGUUCGUAACAAAUGGACCGACUGGCGCAUGAUAAAAGAUGCUAAGCGGCGGAAAUGUGUAGUGGAACAUGCCAAAGACCGGCUGCGAGUCAAUUCACUGAGGAAGAAUACAAUCCUACCGGUUGAACUACGCGAAGUGGCUAGUGCGGAGAUUCAUGCAUUUCCACGAGACACCUCGUUGGUGCGUGUAAGAGAACGAUGUGCCAUCACUUCCCGAUCCCGGGGCAUCGUCCAUCGUUUCCGAGUGAGCCGAAUCGUUUGGAGGCACCUGGCUGACUAUAAUAAACUGUCCGGCGUACAGAGGGCUAUGUGGUAAUAUGAAAUAUAGCACAUUUGGAGUUUGAA
This is a messenger RNA of Armigeres subalbatus, 520 nucleotides long. It is a transcript of the gene mRpS14, whose product is annotated as small ribosomal subunit protein uS14m. Lineage: Eukaryota; Metazoa; Arthropoda; Insecta; Diptera; Culicidae. Gene Ontology annotation, biological process: translation. Bases 105 to 491 code for a protein of 128 amino acids. Gene Ontology annotation, cellular component: mitochondrial small ribosomal subunit; ribosome. Gene Ontology annotation, molecular function: structural constituent of ribosome. The record is from RefSeq and is a predicted model, not a curated record. The transcript has 2 exons.